CUUCUGGCUCUGAUGCUGCCUGGGGUUGCUUUUGAACUGUUGCUGUUUUGCCCUGGGGAAGGAGGUUUUGCGUGGUCUUUUUGCUUGGCCUAACCCCCUGCCAGCCUCCGUUGCUACAUAUUUUUGCCGGACUUUGUUGCUGCAGCGUUCCCCAGUUGAUCUUCUACUUCUGGCAACCCUACCACAGAUCAGUUCGGUCCUCUUCACCGCUCUGUCUAUAUCUGUCUGCUCUGCACCCCUUUAUACGGCGACCAGCACGUACAGCUGCUUAUACCUCGGUAUCUCUUGAAUGUCCUCUCCCCCAGUGUCCCAGCUGCAGGAAUGCCAUUUGAUUGUGCUAUCCCACGGGUUGUGGGGCACCUCUGACCAUUUUAGCUACCUCGAGGAAUUGCUGCAAGAGAGCCUCGCGGCAGCCUACCCGGAGAAGCGGUUUGCGAUCUACAAAACCAAGUCGAACGAGAAGUUCAAGACGUACGACGGCAUCGACCUCUGCGGCGCCAGGGUCGUGGACGAGAUCCUGGAGGAGACGGCUCAGCUCAGAACGAGAGACGGGCUUCUCGUCACUGAGUUCUCCCUCAUCGGCUACUCGCUUGGUGGGCUCAUUGCCCGCUUCGCCAUCGGAAUGCUCACCUACAGAAAGUACUUCGAAAGCAUCUCCCCGAUCAACUUCGUCACCUUCUGUUCGCCGCACGUGGGCGUGUUGACCCCGGGAGACUCGCUGAGCAUCAAAUGUUUUAACAACAUGGUGCCGUAUCUUUUGGGCAACAGCGGCAAACAUAUGUUUUUGAAAGACGCCGUCCACCUAGAGCACUCGGACGAGAAGGUUCCCUUGCUCAAGCUGAUGGCCACGGAGAACUCGAUCUUUGUCCAGGGCUUGAAGAAAUUUAAAUACCGCUCUCUAUACUCAAACAUCAGAGCAGACAUCCGGACCUCCUGGUGGAGUUCUGGGAUUUCCUACAUCAACCCGUUUGAGAUCUUAGACAAAAACCCCGAGGUCUUGAUAGACCAUGACGGGUUCAUUAACUUCGCCAACGGCUCAAAAUUUGAGUUGUCCUUCCUUGACGCUUUUGCUCCAAUCAUCCUAGACGUCAACAAACCAAUCAAGUUUACUGGUUUGAUCAACUACGAAAAUGAAAAGAAGCUGGCAAAAUACGCCCAGGUGGCAAAACAGGAGGAGGAUUAUUUGAAAAACUUCUUUUACCGAAAACUCAAGUGGCUGAUCUUGCUCUUUAACACCUUUAUCUAUGUGCCAAUGUGGAUGACUUGGUUCGUUUUGUUCAACGUCCUACAGCUCUUCACCUCUUUUUUCAGAGUCACCAGAGAGUCCUCUAGGCUAAAAGAUAACUUCUGCAUCUACAAUAUUGUAGACCAGGUCGCAACAACUGUCUCAAACGCUAUUCCAAUCCACUCUGCAUCUUCGACGCCUUUGCUAAAGCCCACUCUGUCAAGAUCUCUCAGCGAGGGGUAUAGCAACGAACUCAACAAGCUCGAAAACGAUCUCCACGACCAAGGAGAUUUUUUCUUAGACUCCGUGUUCGAUGCAAUCACAUCUUCGAACAACAUGAAUCAGUCUAUCUUCAACCAACAAUCCCAAGGUGAUAAAACUUUGGUCACAUCCAUCAGUAAGCUUUGCUCAAUACCAAUAGACGAUAUCACAGAUUGGGAAAGCGACUACAAGUUAUUAGGGAAAACAAAGAAAGAAGCCUUCGAAUACUACCAGGUAUUGGAGUCUUUCAGAUUAAACAUGUCUCCCCACCAGAGGGAAAUCAUUAAGAAUUUGAACCAGCUUGAAUGGUCCAAAUACCCAAUCUACAUCACGAAAACAAACGCAACUCAUGCAGCUGCAAUCGUGAGACACGAAGACCCAACUUUCGAAGAAGGGAAAACAGUGAUCAGACAUUUCUGUGAACAGGUGUUCAAACUGGACUAAUUUUACUAUCACGUCUAUAGAUAUUUUAACAACACUUUCUACUUCUUUCUUUCAAGAUGUGUCUUUCUUUUCGAUAAUUUUUCUUUCCAUCUCAUUGUGUAAACUCCUUUAUGAUAUUGCCAACAUCGACUUUCACCAAACAUGCCUUUUUGUAGUCACCAAACACUGAGCAUAUGAGCUUACUUUGUGGAAGUUGGAAACACCCAUUCCUUACAUCAACAACCCCAGUGAAAUUCAUCUCAAUAUCACGUGCAACAACCUGGAAUAAAUCUUUGCUGCCUUCAACACCACCUUCAAUAACUGAAGGUUUCUUUGGCUUAGGAAACUCAAAAUUCUCCAUCCCAGCGGUAAUGCCCACUCCGAGGUACUUGCAAAAACUUUCUUUCAAGGCCCAAAUCUGCGUGAGCCUUUGUAAUUGUUCAUCAUAAGUAAGAUCACCAAAUGAUCGAUCCAGCUCUAGAAUUUCCUUC
Messenger RNA from Pichia membranifaciens NRRL Y-2026, 2400 nucleotides. RefSeq lists its product as hypothetical. NCBI's taxonomy places the organism in Eukaryota, Fungi, Ascomycota, Pichiomycetes, Pichiales, Pichiaceae. The coding region runs from base 290 to 1930 and encodes 546 amino acids. Gene Ontology annotation, molecular function: monoacylglycerol lipase activity. The transcript has a single exon. The record is from RefSeq and is a predicted model, not a curated record.